CUCAGUGGUUGCAACAUCAUACCCAAAGCUCUGCGUCCACAACCGCAGUCGCCUUUUACGCACCAGCGAGUGGAGAUUAGUGCUGGAGACCCGCUCUCCUAUUCGCAUACCGUCUCAUAUUAUUUCCUAAUAUUUGGACUUAUCUUUACUCAACAUUUCUUUUAUUUUUUUGGAGCUACUCACUCGCUUGGACUGGACUAUAACCCUGCGCGCAAACGUGGUGCGCAACGAAGAGAUGAGCAUUUUAUCCUGAAACUACAUAUUGCUAAAUGCUGCUCUAGAGUGAAGACGUGCGAGGCACCAGCCUACACAUGGAGUCCAGGGUUCCCCACCACAUCCCCGGAGUGUCCUCCUCCCUCAUAUCCCAGCCCCUGCUGGACAGUCGAGUGCCCUACGGCCGCCUGCAGCACCCCCUCACCAUCUACCCCAUCGAUCAGAUAAAGUCCUCGCAUGUGGAGAACGACUACAUCGACAGCCCAGCUGUCGUCUCCCAGCAGCCCCCGAGCCAGAAGUCUGUAAACCGAAGAAUCACCUGGCUUGGUCAGAAUCAGGAGGCUUUCCUGGGGGCAAACCACAACCAUCACCACAAUCACCAAAACCAGCACCACCAGCAAGGCAGGUGCGAACCCCACCCUCACCAGGACACCACCACCCACCCUUGGAUUUCCUUCAGCGGGAGGCCAAGCUCUAUCAGCAGCAGCAGCAGCACCUCAUCCGAUCAGAGGCUGCUGGACCAUGCUGCACCCACCCCAACAGUGGACCACCACCCAAACCUGCACCUCCACCAGGGCCCCUUACACACAGUCAAUACCCGAACUCCAGGCUGCCUCACUUCCUCUGAAUCUAAGGUCCUCACCUCCUCUUCCUCCGCUUCCUCCUGCUCCUCCUCCUCCAAAUCGCUGGACCUCAAGUCUGCUAAGAUGCCUGCAGGAGGCGUGUGCUCCACUGGUGGCCAGCAGGGGUUGGCGCUGAUCCCUUCCUCCCCAGCCGAGAAGAAGCACCUCCUUCUCUGCGAGCACUGUGGGAAGUGCCGCUGCACGGAGUGUACGCUCCCCAGAACCCUACCCUCUUGCUGGGUCUGCAACCAGGAGUGCCUGUGCUCUGCUCAGAGCCUGGUGGAUACAGCCACCUGCAUGUGCCUGGUCAAAGGGAUCUUCUACCACUGUACUGAGGAUGAGGAUGACGAGGGUUCCUGCGCCGACAAGCCCUGCUCGUGCUCCCAGGCCAACUGCUGCGCUCGCUGGUCCUUCAUGGCCGCCCUUUCCCUCGUCCUGCCUUGCCUCGUCUGCUAUCUGCCGGCCAUGGGCCUGGCCAAACUGGGACAGAAGUGUUACGACAAUGUAAGCAGGCCUGGCUGCCGCUGCAAGAACUUGCAGGGUGGCGUGAGCGUCCCCGUGUGUAAAAACGGAGGCGUGGAAGCGAAAGUUGGGACGCUAGAGAAGCAGCAGCAGGGGUCAUGAUACUGGACCAAACCGGCUGGCAGUGGCCUUACUAGAAAAACAAUGAACAGGACCACGCAGUACUUUCUCGCUCUCUAUGGAUAGGACAAUCCAACACCAACCCCUUAAACUACCCCAUUAAUCUGCUGGAAGAUGACUUAUGUAAAACAAAGGUACUUAAAUGGCUUUUUGACCUAUGUUUGAUAGGGUGGUGAACAUAACGGGCCCGAUCAGAGUUGGCUAGUAGAAAUAGCUAACAGGCCUUCUCUUUUUUUGUUAUUUUGUUUUUUUUUUCCGUUUGUUUUUUUUCUUGGUUUGUGAGAGUGACACAAGAAGAAGACACUAGAUUGUGGGACUGAUGCUUGUGUUGUUGUGCGAAGAUUGGCCCAAGGCACAAAGUCAUUGUACCUCUCUGCUGCUCUGUAUUUCUCAGCUAAUUUUGUAACGGUAACUAACCAGACGCUGGUUGCUGAUCCUUGGAUAACAUAGAAGUCAAAUGAUGGAGAGAAAUAUCUGUACAACCCCUACCACCACCACCACACCCCACGAACCCCCCACCCCCACCCCCCAAAAAAGCACAGCCCCAUGGUCCCCCUGUCUGAACAAACAUGUAAACAAGUGAUUACCUAUACUGUGGCUUUAUGAUAGGCCACUGCAAGAGUGAAACCACCACUUACUCGCUCACUCUCUCUGCUAUUAUGAUGAUCACCAUCUCUUAGUGUCACCAUUUUUCCUCUUAUACCUUAAGGAUGCUGGCUUGGUAUUGCUAACAUUUUAUCUAAGUUUUUAUCUCCACGAAGGAGCUGUAAAAACAAAUCUUUUUGAAAAUUUAAAAAUAAUAAUAAUUUCCCAUAAUUCUCACCCAGGUGUACUACUGCAAGUGAGAGAUAACCACUUUACAGUGUGUUUCCUAUUUUUGGGGGAUGAAGCCUAAACUUUCUAGAAGAUUUUGAAUGCCGUUCACCAAUCACCACAGAGGUAAUGCAUGUCAUGACCUGCAUGCUCUAGUGUAAUGGUUACCCACCGUGCUAGAAGUCGAUGUGUCGUAGAGAAAUGUGUAAAAAAAAAAAAAAAAAAAAAAAAAGUACACCCAACCUUCUCAGGGACUGUUACAGAAAUCCUCUCUAGAACUUGGCCUACAGCAUGUCGAUUUCUAAACUGCCUAAGAGCCUGGUCUACUUCCUCUUUGCACAAGAAGGCAAAGAAACAUUUAGGGGCCAAAAGGCAAUAGUGAAUAAUUUAAAACUAAGUAAGCUAAGUGAGAGACAAACUGGCCAGAAAAUAAUGUUUCCGGAGGAGAGAGGGGGACGCAAGUGAUAGAGAGCGAAGAAGGGGGAGAGAAGGCAUAGCAAAGUUGUUGUUGUUGUGUUUGUGUCUAGUCAGCCUUUGUCAGAAAUCAAAACCUGCCACUUGCACAACCUUUUUAGGACGAGGCAAACCCCUUAAAGGAUGUACUAAAGCACAGUAUUAACCACCUCAGCUAUCUCACAUUACAUUGGCGUGCACUACAUUUAGCCCACCCCACCACCCACCCGCCCCUCUACACACACACACACACACACACACACACACGCAGUGUCUUCAUUAAAUUCUAAUCAUUAUGCUGCAUAGCUGCGUUAGUCAGAUAGUCUACCUUUUAUUCUGAAAGUCUAUUUUUGUGGCUUGCAUGACAUUCUUAGGACUUUGCCAAAGGAAGCUAGCAUACAGUAGCAUGUUUUCGCUGUCUGAGUGAUCACAGUUGUUACGCACUCUUGCCAAAUGGAGUUGACGGCAGUUGGUUCUUAAAGGCAUGCUGCCCUUUAAUACAGAUGGCCUUUUCUGUUUGGCAUAAAGGCAUACUGUCUUUAUUGCUCUGUAACACAAACCUCUCUUUCAUGUUGGACCCUUAACUUCAAUUAGGGCGCCUAACUUUGCUCACACCUGUAUUUGUCUUUUGCACAAAACCGAUAUCACACAGGAAAAAAAAAAAAAGGAAAGGAAAAGAAAACACACACACACACACACACACACACACACACUGUCCUUAGUCUUGAAUGUAUGCGGCAAUAUUUUCAAAACCUAGCAAUUCAGUCUGAGAGAAAGGUGCCAAAACUGAGAAUGAUUGUGUGACUGGGCAAAGACCUAGUGCGUGUAGGUGGGCAGCAAAAAUCACAAAUGUUUUGACAAUAUAUUUAGUAAUAGAGCUAUGCAGGUGAAAUGUUAUUUGCUGUAAAUAGUUUCACAACAUUUGUGUUCUUUAGAAGAGACUUUUAAAUGUCCUUGAAAGAUUGCAUGGUACAUUAUAACUACAAUUCAGUACAAAAUAUAUAGAGAAUAUAUUAGAUAUAUAUUUUGAGGGUUUUUGAGGUUGUGAGAAAAAGAAAAGAGAGGGACGGUGGCGAGAGGAAGGUUUGGGAAAGGGUAACAAAAAUGACAGGUCUUUCGAUCACUAGCACUUGAUUUAGAAAAGUGUGCCCGGCAAUAAAAAAAAAAAGAAAAGGAAAAAAAAAAAAACUCCUGCUGUUUAUGCUAUCCAUGGCUCAUUAGCAGUCGAGAGGCUAAGCUAAUUCCCUGGUUCCUCUCCGAGUCCUAAAGACUGUGGACUCAUUGAAUCCGCACAGGGAACACAAUCUACCCCUAUCCGGAUCAACCCAUUUCCUGCUGUUACUGCUCAGUGUCUCAGCUCUCUCCCCUCUUUUUUUCUCUUUCUUGCCCCCCACCCCCAACCCCCUUCCUCUUCUUCCCCCCCUUCCUCCCUGAGAAAUUGUCCAACAAACACCCCUGGCCUUGAUUGACAAACACAGCUGCUGUGCAUAAACUUGUCAUACCACAGAGACGAGAGAGAAAGACAAGUCUGUCUCUCUUUUUCCUCCCUUUCUCGCUGUUUUCCGCCUGUCUUUGUCUCUCUCUCUCUCUCUCUCUCUCUCUCUCUCUCUCUCUCUCUCUCUCUCUCUCUCUCUCUCUCUAGCUGUGUUCAGUGCCAUCUUUUUAACCAGUGGACCUCUUUUUUCGACAGUUGUUGCCUUUCUUUUCUGUAACUCCUCAGCUCUGUCACAUUAGCUUUAUACUUCUACAUGUGCUCGCUAGCCUGUUCAAGGUGUGGAAUAAUCACCCACAACGACAACUCAAUGACUAAAACCUUUUCCUACUUUUCUUUUUUUUUUUUUUUCUCCCCCCUUUGCUACAAUGCUGUGAUUUUUACACACUCAUACCCCUUCGUGUCGCUCGUUUGCGGGCACAGAUUUCUUUUUUUUAUUAUUAUUAUUUUCAACCCAAACAAGAGGAAAAGUCUCAUACAGCUGGGUGAUGCUACUCCAUUCCUUUAUGCCUUUGCAAUGUCAGUGUUGGGGAUUAAGAAACGAGAUCUGUGCUUUUGUUUUAUUUAGAUAUAACAAAAAGGAAAAAAAAUCUCUCAUAUAAAAGGUUCCCUUUAUAGAUAUAUUUAUUUUGAAGUUCUAUUUUAUAUAGUAUUUAUUUAGAUGCCAACCUUUUGUUUGUGAAGAAAGCUUAUGUCGAAACGGAAUGUACAUUGACAAUGGAAAUAUAUAUUGUUAAAUAUA
Molecule: messenger RNA, 4978 nt
Organism: Seriola aureovittata
Lineage: Eukaryota; Metazoa; Chordata; Actinopteri; Carangiformes; Carangidae
Gene: spry4
Product: sprouty homolog 4 (Drosophila)
Exons: 2
Coding region: 312-1460 (382 amino acids)
Biological process (GO): animal organ development; negative regulation of MAP kinase activity; negative regulation of Ras protein signal transduction
Cellular component (GO): cytosol; membrane
Source: RefSeq, a predicted model, not a curated record